Messenger RNA from Prinia subflava (tawny-flanked prinia), 937 nucleotides. RefSeq names its product chromosome 17 C7orf50 homolog (gene CHLSN). Lineage: Eukaryota; Metazoa; Chordata; Aves; Passeriformes; Cisticolidae. The transcript is spliced from 5 exons. The coding region runs from base 170 to 763 and encodes 197 amino acids. The record is from RefSeq and is a predicted model, not a curated record.
CGAGCGAGGCUUCCUAUUGGCCAUCGCUGUGACUGACAGCUCGGGAGCCAACCAGAUGCCGCCAUUCUUCCCCUGUAGCCAAUGAGAGGCAGGAGGCGGGCGGCGGCGCCAAGCGUGAGGCUCAGUUGAAUGUGCCGGGGCGGCGGCUGCGGGAGAACAACAUUUUAGAAUGCCAAAAAUGAUUGUGGAAAAAGAAGAAAAGAAGGCAGAAAAAAGAAAAAAACUGAAGCAACAUGUGGCCCAGAAGGAUGAGCUGGAAUUGAAAACUAAACCAAAGAAGAAGAAGCAAAAGCUGCAGGCUACAAAAGAAGAGGAAGAAGUUAUUGCAGAGGAAGAGGAAGAACUUACUCCAGAGGAAAAGAGAAAACUGGAAAGAAAAUUAAAAAAAGAACGCAAGAAGAAGGAGAAACAGCUGAUGAGGGAAGCUGGAAUCCCCAUUAAAAAGGUGGAACCCAAAAAGCCAUCAGGAUCUGAGCGGGCUCUGGCCUAUUUAACCAGCUGGUCUAAAACCCCAGAAGAAUGGAAGUUUCAAAAGACAAGACAGACGUGGCUUCUCCUGCACAUGUAUGAUAAAGAGAAGGUUCCAGACAAGUAUUUCACCAUUUUACUGGAUUAUCUGCAAGGGCUUCAGGGCAGUGCACGAGACAAAACUGUGCAGAAAGCUGAAGCUUUUAUGAAGGAGUUUGAUGGUUCUGAUGGAGAAGAUCCAAGCCUGCUGGAGAAGUGCGAGCGCAUCAGACAAGUUCUGCAGCUGCUGUCCUGAGAGUAUUUCUGUGUCAUAAUUGUUGUCUGGUGGAGGGAAGGAGAGGAUGUCACACACAGAGGCUGUAAAGGAUUUGUAAAGAUAAUACUAAAUUUUAUACUUGCAAAAUUUUCCAUUUGAAAGUAUUUAUCGUGUUUGGAGGUGAUGAAAUAAAAAUAAAAUAUAUAGCCCAUA